Molecule: messenger RNA, 366 nt
Organism: Metarhizium brunneum ARSEF 3297
Lineage: Eukaryota; Fungi; Ascomycota; Sordariomycetes; Hypocreales; Clavicipitaceae
Source: RefSeq, a predicted model, not a curated record
AUGAGCCCAGCGUCAAGUGUAGUCCAGGAACGGGCGUCGACUCGAUCCAUGACCCGAGCCCGGCGUCAGAAUAGCCAGACACAAAGGCAUCCGAGCGAGGCUGAGGGUCGUCACUGCGCACCAGGUUCUCAGAGACGCCGGACGAGUCGGGAGAAGGUCUCUGGGGAAGACUCGGAGCCGUGUCCUACGAUAAUCACCGUCGGACACGGCACUCGCACCGUCGCCGCCCUCGUCCACGUCCUCCAGUCCGCUGGCGUGGCCAAACUCGUGGAUGUCCGGUCCUUUCCUAGAUCCCGUGCAAACCCCCAGUUCAACCGUGACAGUCUCGCGUCGAGCAGCACACGACCAUCCGGGUUGCGUCGUUAA